Molecule: messenger RNA, 1714 nt
Organism: Eriocheir sinensis (Chinese mitten crab)
Lineage: Eukaryota; Metazoa; Arthropoda; Malacostraca; Decapoda; Varunidae
Exons: 5
Coding region: 32-1039 (335 amino acids)
Source: RefSeq, a predicted model, not a curated record
UGCCUCUGUGGUGGAUAGUGGAGUGUUUCUCAUGUGUUAUUGUUGUGCUGGAUAUCCCUUCACUGGUAGCCUGGUAACAUACACUCCCAGGUCUUUCUCUGCCUCUGUGGUGGAUAGUGGAGUGUUUCCCAUGUGGUAUUGGUGUGCUGGAUAUCCCUUCACUGGUAGCCUGGUAACAUACACUCCCAGGUCUUUCUCUGCCUCUGUGGUGGAUAGUGGAGUGUUUCCCAUGUGGUAUUGGUGUGCUGGAUAUCCCUUCACUGGUAGCCUGGUAACAUACACUCCCAGGUCUUUCUCUGUGGUGGAUAGUGGAGUGUUUCCCAUGUGGUAUUGGUGUGCUGGAUAUCCCUUCACUGGUAGCCUGGUAACAUACACUCCCAGGUCUUUCUCUGUGGUGGAUAGUGGAGUGUUUCCCAUGUGGUAUUGGUGUGCUGGAUAUCCCUUCACUGGUAGCCUGGUAACAUACACUCCCAGGUCUUUCUCUGUGGUGGAUAGUGGAGUGUUUCCCAUGUGGUAUUGGUGUGCUGGAUAUCCCUUCACUGGUAGCCUGGUAACAUACACUCCCAGGUCUUUCUCUGUGGUGGAUAGUGGAGUGUUUCCCAUGUGGUAUUGGUGUGCUGGAUAUCCCUUCACUGGUAGCCUGGUAACAUACACUCCCAGGUCUUUCUCUGUGGUGGAUAGUGGAGUGUUUCCCAUGUGGUAUUGGUGUGCUGGAUAUCCCUUCACUGGUAGCCUGGUAACAUACACUCCCAGGUCUUUCUCUGCCUCUGUGGUGGAUAGUGGAGUGUUUCCCAUGUGGUAUUGGUGUGCUGGAUAUCCCUUCACUGGUAGCCUGGUAACAUAUACUCCACAACUUUCUACUCAUGCUCAUCCCUAUACUGUCCAAACCCCUUAUGCAAGAGUUAACCAGCAUCUUCACUCUUUCAUCCCUCACGCUGGUAAACUCUGGAACAAUCUUCCUUCAUCUGCAUUUCCUCCUGCCUACGACUUGAACUCUUUCAAGAGGAGGGUAUCAGGACACCUCUCCUCCCGAAACUGACCUCUCAUUUUGGACACUCCUUUAACCUCUGUUCGGGAGCAGUGAGUAGCGGGCUUUUUUUAUUCUUUGUGCCCUUGAGCUGUCUCCUUAGCUGUAAAAAAAUAAAUAAAUAAAAAAGAUUAGUUAUACACUUUUAAGACUUGCCCGGAAAUGUGAUCCCUAUGGCUUUCCUUCCGUCUAAAGGUUCUGUCAGCCUCGACAGUUCCCCUUUCUCAACCUUUACAUAAUUUAGCUUCUCUUCAGUAUGGUUUUGGAGCCCCUGUCAAAGUCGGUCUCUUUCAUAAACACUUUAUGAACAUUUUUAUUUUAAUAUUUCUGGAAUUUCUUCGUCCUUCUCGUAGAAUACACUUUUUUCUUUAAGUGUUUCCACUCCUGCAUUUAUUUCUUACUUCCUUUUCCUUCCCUUCCUUCCUUUCCUUUCCCUUCCUUCCUUCCUUUCCUUUCCUUUCCCUUCCUUCCUUUUCUUUCCUUUCCUUUCCCUCCUUCCUACCUUCCUUUCCCUUCCCUUCCUUUUCUUUCCUUUCCCUUUUCCUUCCCUUCCUUCCUUUCCUUUCCCUUCCUUCCUUCCUUUCCUUUCCUUUCCCUUCCUUCCUUUUCUUUCCUUUCCUUUCCCUCCUUCCUACCUUCCUUUCCCUUCCCUUCCUUUUCUUUCCUUUCCCUUUCCCUUCCCUUCCC